Messenger RNA from Zophobas morio, 618 nucleotides. RefSeq names its product protein mono-ADP-ribosyltransferase PARP12-like. The transcript has a single exon. Gene Ontology annotation, cellular component: nucleus. The coding region runs from base 1 to 618 and encodes 205 amino acids. Lineage: Eukaryota; Metazoa; Arthropoda; Insecta; Coleoptera; Tenebrionidae. The record is from RefSeq and is a predicted model, not a curated record. Gene Ontology annotation, molecular function: NAD+-protein mono-ADP-ribosyltransferase activity; NAD+ poly-ADP-ribosyltransferase activity.
AUGAGUAUUAGCGCAAAUCGCGAACGGUGUGUGCCAAACACCGUUCUCAUCAAAGAAAUUCUCAAAGAUCCAAUGACGACGUACUGGGAAGAGACCGCACAUACGCCCUUUGUGCUGAAAGAAGUGUCACAGAAUUCAAUCGAAUACGCAACAGUGUGCGCAACAUUUCAACAAACGUCGCGAGGUAUGUCGAUUAAAAAAUUAGAAAGAGUGGAAAAUCCGUACCUCUUGGGACACUACUUAAUGAAGAAAGAAAAAAUGGGAAGCGAAGAUUCGACUGUCCGCGAAAAAAAUCUGUUUCACGGCACACAAAGAAGUUAUGUUAAUAAUAUAUGCAAGUAUAAUUUUGACUGGCGGAAACGGGGGAGUUCGAGAGGCCACAAGUUUGGACAAGGAGUGUCUUUUGCCCCGGAAGUAUCGUACGCACGACAUUAUACUAUGGAUAAUGUAAUGAUCCUUGCAAAGGUCCUAGUGUCUAGGGCAACAAUUGGAAAUCAUUUUACAGUGGUACCACCUACAUCGUUUGACACCACCGCUAACAGCAAAUGUUCUGUUAUUGUGAAAUAUGACGACGACGAUUUUUAUCCACAGUACGUUAUACAUUUUAAUCGGAUUUAA